Sciurus carolinensis (gray squirrel) is the source of this 1013-nucleotide messenger RNA. RefSeq names its product insulin growth factor-like family member 4. Lineage: Eukaryota; Metazoa; Chordata; Mammalia; Rodentia; Sciuridae. The record is from RefSeq and is a predicted model, not a curated record. The transcript is spliced from 4 exons. Gene Ontology annotation, molecular function: signaling receptor binding. The coding region runs from base 10 to 465 and encodes 151 amino acids.
AGGUCGCAGAUGGUUGUACUGCUGCUCUCCCUCCCUCUGCUCUGCAGCCUAACCAGAACCAUGCUGCUGAGAAUCUUUGUUUCUGUCUUUGUUGUUGGACUCCUGAGGUUGGACUCAGAGGGAUUCACAGAUACUGGCCCAUGGCUGUGCCAGCCAGCGCCCAGGUGUGGGGACCAGACCUACGACCCCUUGGAGCAGUGCUGUGACAAUGACACCAUCCUGCCCCUGAAUGCAACCCGGCUGUGUGUCCCCAACUGCAUCUUCUAUCCCUGCUUCCAGCACUGCUGCCUGGAGUCCCAGGGUUCUCAGAAUCAGGCAGUGGUGACAUUCAAGGUCCCAGGCAUGAAGCCCGACUGCAGGUCCUCCUCCAUCUCCAGGAUUUGUGCCCAGGAACACCACCCAACCACCCUUCAGCCAAAUAUGACUUCAUCCAGACCAUCUGAGAGAGCAGAAUCUGGUAUCUAGUAAUCAGUCAUGCUGAGGUUUUUAAUUAUUGCUAUGAUCUGAGUGAGUCCCCCAAGUUCAGGGGGUGGUAUGCUAAUUUCUUUUUUCUUUCUUUCUUUUUUUUUUUUUUGGAUAUGCUAGGGAUUGAACCAGGGCCUUAAGCGCUCUACCAACUGGGAUAUAUCCCCAGCCUGGGAAUCUUAAUUCUUCAAUGCUGGAGUGACUCCUAGAGAAGGGGAGGUUGGGAGUAGGUGGGAGUGUUGAGGACACAGGGGGUGAAGCCCUCAUGAAUGUCUUAGUGCCAUCUGCUAGGAGUGCAUUCUCCUUCUCUCCAGAUUCAUGACCUUAAGAGCGGGUUGUUAUAACAAGGCUACUCCUCAUGCUUUUUCUACUCUCAGUGCAUCCACUGCCCUUGUACCUUCCACAGGGAGUUCAGGUAGCAUGGGGCCCUCACCAGAUGUUACCAUGUGAUCUUGAACUUUCCAGACUCCAGAACCAUGAGUCAGAAUAAACUUCUUUCCUUAUAAAUUACUCAAUCUAGGGCAUUUUAUUAUAGUAACAGAAAACAG